CAAACAAACACACACACACAGCUUCUCCCCUGCUCGCUCCAACGCUCUCGCCUUACUGCACCACACACCCCAACGGCGCGCGGCGAGGUCUUCACUUGUGCUGGCCCUCAAAAAGUAAACUAUUGAUUAUUGCCACACCUGUUAGGAUAGCAAUCGAACUCGUGUUGGUCCAUUGAGCUUGAUUGAGCCGGUUAGCCAAUUUGGAGUUUCCCCGGUCAUCAGAGCCAAUAUAAGGACAUUUUUGAGUAUCCGGCCCUCAGAGGGGACAAUCCGGACGGUUCUGAGUAAAUCCGGCCCUCACAACGAAUGUAAGGACUGUAUUGAGCAUAUCCGGCCACCAGAACCAAUUUCCGGACAGUUCUGAACAUAUCCGGCCAUCAGGAACAGUAUAAGACCAGUUCUGAAUAUAUCCGGCCACCAGAGCCAGCCAUGAUGAUGAACACUGCUUACAGGGGGACCGGCGGAACAGUAACCCCCGGAACAGUAACCCCCGGAACAUGGACCCCCGGAACACGGACCCCCGGAACAGUAACCCCCGGAACAGUUACCCCCGGGAACUUGACCCCCGGCUUCCACACCCCCAUAACUCUCACCAAUAAGAAGUAUUAUGACAUCAUGGCCGCCUCUACGGCCAGCACUGUCGCCAUUGAUAACAAGAUUGAACAAGCCAUGGAUUUGGUCAAGUCCCACUUGAUGUUCGCCGUGAGGGAAGAGGUGGAGGUGCUCAAGGAGAAGAUCACCGAGUUGAUGGAGCGAAUCUCCCAGCUGGAGUACGAGAACACAGUGCUGCGGCAGUACGCGACGCAGGAAGCCCUUCAGCAGAUCCAACAACCUCGUCAUUCCUCGAACACAUGAACAGUCAUCAGCUACACUCCCUCCACUACUAUGCUGAUGCUGUGUAACUCAACAUAAAAGCUACGGCGACUUUGAACAGUGUGAUGAUGCAUUCGGGUGGGCCAGAUAGCCGCGACACACACACCCACGCCACCCAAGGCACCUAAUAUCUCUUACUUUAGGAUGUCAUCAUAUUCAUUAUCAUUAGCUCUUAGGUUUGUGUUCUGUAUAUAACUCCAACCAAGAAUUAGCAGGUUUAUACAGAUUAUUUUUGUUGGCCUUUUAAAGACUCGUAAGGAGUGUUGAGCGUGAUGUGUUCAGUUUACCUUCUUGGCUUAACGCGACCAUGACAGCCAGCGUCCUUGCGGGAGGGGGCGGCCAGGCUGUCUUUAUCACUUGCACCACCAUUCCAAGUGUUUGUGACCCUCCCUCCCUGCCUGCCUGCCUCCCUGCCUGGCCGCCCGUCCGCCUGCCCCUUUCCUUUACUCCCUCCCGCGGACCCACGCUGGCCACACUGCACGCUCCUACACCAGUACUCCUAAUAUUAUUGUUUUAUUACUGUGUAAAGUAGUGAGAUACUUGCCAGCUGGAAUAUAUUAAUGAUGUGGUCGUGAUGCAGGUAGUCAGCUAGGUCGUCCUCCACUUGAGUAGGACCUCCCACGGGGGCCCCGCUGUCGGCACGGGGUCCCCAUAGCAGCAGCUAACGAGAGGGCCACUCAGCUCACUCCCCGGCCCUCUCAACAGUGCCCGUGGUCACGCUGACAGUGCCACAAUAUGUUAGGUGGUGAGGGACAGCUUGUAGUCACAACUUGCUACUGUAGUAUAUAUCACCCCUCACCUCCUGCCCCCUGUCUGGGCGGGAGGAUACUGAAGGUGCUGAAUUUGGGUUAGCCAAGACGAGAGACCAUCUCAAACCACGUGACUGUCUCUCACAACGAGACAGUCUUGAGACAGUCUCCCACCACGAGGUACAGUCCUUCCUGUACCUGUCUGUUUCACUCGGUCUGUGAAGGACAUUGUGAUAACUUGUAGUCUUAACCCCCCCCCCCCCCAGCACGGCCUCCUCUACGCCCCAUGAAUUAUUAAGUUUCUCAUAUUGAGAAACUUAACCAAGUUAGUCAAAAAGGAGGACCCGUGUUACUGUGAGUCCCUGGCGGUGUUACUACCAUGGUGGCAGGGUCCUACAGACUCCUUUAGGUCCCUAUAAAACCCUUAAAGGUCUUAGAGAGUCCUUAAGGGUUCUAGAGAGUCCUUAAGGCUCGUAGAGAGUCUUUAAGGGUCCUAGAGAGUCUCAGAGGCUACCUGCCCCACCCCCUAGUCCAGCUCUUACCACUGGUAUCCACACACACCUCCCCCUCCUCUUCCAUCAUGUCCUCUUCUUUCUUCUCAUCUUCUUUCAUCUCUUCUUUUACUUCCACCUCCUCUUCUUCCAUCUCUGCUUCCUCCUCUCCUUUCACCUCCUCUUCAACACAGUUAUUAGUCAACAAAAGAAUUAUAUAAUUUAUCUUUUAAGGACACAUAAAUCUUCACACUCCAAGAAAUUGUUUGUAUUUGUCUGUCUUUCGCUGCUGCUGCUACACACUUAUACUUUACAGUGUCAAUAAUGUUAAAAAAGUGACACAUUUAAUUAAGUAGUGUAGCACUUUAUUGAGGCGAAUGACACUUGGGUAGAACUGACUUUAGGAAGUUGCUCUUCAAAAAGAUUAUAUUUUCCACUGUAUAUUUCUUAUAUAUCAUAGUAUUUGCUCAUCAAGUUGUCUGGUAUUGUAAAGAGUUCCUGAGGUGUGUCUUGCACACAUUAACUUUUGGAGUAUAUUAUUUUUUUUUUUGGGGGGAUGGUGAACGGAACUGGGACGAGUAUAGUGCUGCUGACGCACUGUUUAUUGUGUCUUAAGUUUGAAAUAUUGUACAUAAGGGAAGAGAUUGUCGACUCUAGUGAUCUGGACAAACUUUUGCAACACCAAUUCUCAUGAGGUGGUGCGGCUCCCCGCCCACCUACCAUACUGUACACAACAUUUGUAUAAGAAAUAAAGUUAUCAAACCUUAAA
Molecule: messenger RNA, 2882 nt
Organism: Homarus americanus (American lobster)
Lineage: Eukaryota; Metazoa; Arthropoda; Malacostraca; Decapoda; Nephropidae
Product: TSC22 domain family protein 1-like
Exons: 4
Coding region: 430-855 (141 amino acids)
Biological process (GO): regulation of transcription by RNA polymerase II
Source: RefSeq, a predicted model, not a curated record